Molecule: messenger RNA, 469 nt
Organism: Paramecium octaurelia
Lineage: Eukaryota; Ciliophora; Oligohymenophorea; Peniculida; Parameciidae
Source: the annotation of a GenBank genome assembly
AUGACGAAAGUUGUCAAUUACAAAGUAAAUGGAUCUGGAAGAGAUACAUACAUCAACUAUGGAAAUGGUGGAUUCUAUAAAUCAGACUCAUUGCAUACAGAGGACUCCUUUUACUCCUUGUCAAAGCAGAACUCAUUGCCAAUUAUUAAUAGCAAAUUCAAGCUGUAUCACACAGAUGGCACAGGGCGAGAUUCUUACAUCAGGUAUGUGAAAUGAAUACAAAAAGCGAGUCUCAGGGCGGGUUCUAUAGCUAUCAACCUAAACUAAAUUUUUUAGGCAGAUUACGACGCUAUGAGCCAUCUCCUGAGGCCAUUAGAGAAAACGACUUUCUAAGAAGAAGCUAAUUGGUCAAACCAGCCAAGGAGCAAGAGCGUCAGCUCAAGUAGCAGUGUUAGAGUAUUUUAGAUAGAGCGCAGUAGUGGAACAAGUAACUCAGAGACUACAAUUACCCAAAAUCAAAAAGGAAUGA